UCACAACUGCACCAGAAAUGUCCACCACUAGUGCAGCAGAUACAUCUACAGCAACUGAGACAUCCACAAUCACAACAACUGCUCCUGAAUCUUCCACCACAAGCGCUUCAGAAACAUCUACCACAACUGAGAUUUCCACACUUGCAACGAUUGCUCCUGAAUCGUCCACAACUACCACAGCAGAAACAUCUACCACAACUGAGACUUCUACAGUCGCAACAACUACUCCUGACACCUCCACCACUAGUGCAGCAGAAACAUCUACCACAACUGAGACAUCCACAUUUGCAACGUCUUCUUCUGAAACGUCCAAAACUACCGCAGCAGAAACAUCUACCACAACUGAGACUUCCACAAUCACAAUGACUACUCCUGAAACAUCCACCACUAGUGCAGCAGAAACAUCUACCACAACUGAGACUUCCACAGUCGCAACGACUUCUCCUGAAACAUCCACCACUAGCGCAACAGAAGCAUCUACCACAACUGAGACUACCACAAUCAAAAGUGCUCCUGAAACAUCCACCACAAGUGCUGCAGAAACAUCUACCACAACUAAGACUUCCACACUUGCAACGACCUUUCCUGAAUCAUCCACCACUAGCGAAGCAGAAACAUCUACCAGCACUGAGACUUCCACACUUGCAACGACUGCUCCUGAAACAUCCACCACUAGUGCCGCCGAAACUUCUGCCACAACUGAGACUUCCACAGUCGCAACGACUACUCCUGAAACCUCCACCACUAGUGCAGCAGAAACAUUUACCACAACUGAGACUUCCACAUUCACAACGACUCCAGCUGAAACGUCAACCACUAGCACAGCAGAAACAUCUACCACAACUAAGACUUCCACACUUGCAAUGACUUCUCCUGAAUCAUCCACCACUAGCGCAGCAGAAACAUCUACCACAACUGAGACUCCCACACUUGCAACAGCUGAAGCUGAAACAUCCACCACUAGUGCCGCCGAAACUUCUGCCACAACUGAGACGUCAACAGUCGCAACGACUACUCCUGAAACUUCCACCACUAGUGCAGCAGAAACAUUUACCACAACAGAGACUUCCACAAUCACAAGAACUGCACCAGAAACGUCCACCACUAGCCCAGCAGAUAUAUCUACAACAACUGAGACAUCCACAAUUACAACAACUUCUCCUGAAACGUCCACCACAAGUGCUGCAGAAACAUAUACCACAACUGAGACUUCCACACUUGCAACGACUACUCCUGAAUCGUCCACCACUAGCGCAGCAGAAACAUCUACCACAACUGAGUCUUCCACAGUCGCAACGACUGCAGCUGAAACAUCCACCACUAGCACAGCAGAAAUAUCUUCCACAACUGAGACUUCCACGAUCAAAACAACUACUUCUGAAACAUCCACCACUAGCGCAGGAGAUACAUCUACAACAACUGAGACAUCCACAAUCACAACAACUGCUCCUGAAACGUCCACCACAAGUGCUGCAGAAACAUCUACCACAACUGAGACUACCACAAUCACAAGUCCUCCUGAAACGUCCACCACAAGUGCUGCAGAAACAUCUACCACAACCGAGACUUCCACACUUGCAACGACUGCUCCUGAAACCUCCACCACUAGUGCAGCAGAAACAUCUACCACAACGGAGUCUUCCACAGUCGCAAUGGCUGAAACUGAAACAUCCACCACUAGCACAGCAGAAACAUCUACCACAACUGAGACUACCACAACCUUGACUGCUACUGAAACAUCCACCACAAGUGCAGCAGAAACAUCUACCACAACAGAGACUUCCACACUUGCAACAACUGCUCCUGAAACCUCCACCACUAGUGCAGCAGAAACAUCUACCACAAUGAAGUCUUCCACAGUCGCAACGGCUGAAACUGAAACAUCCACCACAAGCACAGCAGAAACAUCUACCACAACUGAGACCAGCACAAUCUUGACUGCUACUGAAACAUCCACCACAAGUGCAGCAGAAACAUCUACAGUAAUUGAGACUUCCACAAUCACAACAACUGCUCCUGAAACAUCCACCACUAGCACAGCAGAAACAUCUCCAACAACAGAGACUUCCACAAUCACAACAACUGCUCCUGAAACAUCCACCACUAGCACAGCAGAAACAUCUCCAACAACAGAGACUUCCACAAUCACAACAACUGCACCAGAACCGUCCACCACAAGUGCUGCAGAAACAUCUACCACAACUGAGACUUCCACACUUGUGACGAAAGCUCCUGAAUUGUCCACCAAUAGCGCAGCAGAAACAUCUACCAUAACUAACACUUCCCCACUUGCAACAUCUUCUCCUGAAAUGUCCACCACUACCGCAGCAAAAACAUCUACCACAACUGAGACUUCCCCAGUCACAACGACUGCUCCUAAAACAUCCAUCACUAGUGCCGCAGAAACUUCUACCACAUCUGAGACUUCCACAGUCGCAACAAGUGUUGCUGAAAUGUCCACCACUAGCACAGAAGAAACAUCUACCACAACUGAGACUACCACAAUCACGACAGCUCCUGAAACAUCCACCACAAGUGCAGCAGAAUCAUCUACAACAACUAAGACUUCCACAAUCACAACAACUGCUCCUGAAACAUCCACCACUAGCACAGCAGAAACAUCUACAACAACAGAGACUUCCACAAUCACAAGAACUGCACCAGAAACGUCCACCACUAGCCCAGCAGAUAUAUCUACAACAACUGAGACAUCCACAAUUACAACAACUUCUCCUGAAACGUCCACCACAAGUGCUGAAGAAACAUAUACCACAACUGAGACUUCCACACUUGCAACGACUACUCCUGAAUCGUCCACCACUAGCGCAGGAGAAACAUCUACCACAACUGAGACUACCACAAUCACGACUGCUCCUGAAACAUCCACCACUAGUGCCGCCGAAACUUCUGCCACAACUGAGACUUCAAUAGUCGCAACGACUACUCCUGAAACCUCCACCACUAGUGCAGCAGAAACAUUUACCACAACAGAGACUUCCACAAUCACAAGAACUGCACCAGAAACGUCCACCACUAGCCCAGCAGAUAUAUCUACAACAACUGAGACAUCCACAAUUACAACAACUUCUCUUGAAACGUCCACCACAAGUGCUGCAGAAACAUAUACCACAACUGAGACUUCCACACUUGCAACGACUACUCUUGAAUCGUCCACCACUAGCGCAGCAGAAACAUCUACCACAACUGAGUCUUCCACAGUCGCAACUACUGCUCCUGAAACGUCCACCACUAGUGCAGCAGAAACAUCUACCACAACAGAGACUACCACAGUCGCAACGACUGCUCCUGAAACAUUCACCACUAGUGCAGCAGAAACAUCUACCACAACUGAGACUUCCACAGUCGCAACGACUCCGGCUGAAACGUCAACCACUAGCACAGCAGAAUCAUCUACCACAACUGAGACUACCACAAUCACAAGUGCUCCUGAAACAUCCACCACAAGUGCUGCAGAAACAUCUACCACAAAGGAGACUUCCACAGUCGCAACUACUGCUCCUGAAACGUCCACCACUAGUGCAGCAGAAACAUCUACCACAACAGAGACUACCACAGUCGCAACGACUGCUCCUGAAACAUUCACCACUAGUGCCGCAGAAACUUCUACCACAACUGAGACUUCCACAGUCGCAACAACUGCUCCUGAAACGUCCACCACUAGUGCAGCAGAAACAUCUACCACAACAGAGACUACCACAGUCGCAACGACUGCUCCUGAAACAUUCACCACUAGUGCCGCAGAAACUUCUACCACAACUGAGACUUCCACAGUCGCAACGACUGCUCCUGAAACCUUCACCACUAGUGCAGCAGAAACAUCUACCACAACAGAGACUACCACAGUCACAACGACUGCUCCUGAAACAUUCACCACUAGUGCUGCAGAAACUUCUACCACAACUGAGACUUCCACAGUCGCAACGACUGCUCCUGAAACCUCCACCACUAGUGCAGCAGAAACAUCUACCACAACAGAGACUACCACAGUCACAACGACUGCUCCUGUAACAUCCACCACUAACACAGCAGAAACAUCUACCACAACUGAGACUACCAUAAUCACUACUGCUCCUGAAACGUCCACCACAAGUGCAGCAGAAACAUCUACAACAACUGAGACUUCCACAAUCACAACAACUGCUCCUGAAACAUCCACCACUAGUGCAGCAGAAACAUCUACCACAACUGAGACUUCCACAGUCGCAACGACUCCAGCUGAAACGUCAACCACUACCACAGCAGAAACAUUUACCACAACUGAGACUUCCACAGUCGCAAAAACUACUCCUGAAAUGUCCACGACUAGCGCAACAGAAACAUCUACCAAAACUGAGUCUUCCACAGUCGCAACGACUGCAGCUGAAACAUCCACCACUAGUACAGCAGAAACAUCUACCACAACUGAGACUUUCACAAUUACAACAACUUCUUCAGAAACAUCCACCACUAGCACAGCAGAAACAUCACCAACAACAGAGACUUCCACAAUCACAACAACUGCACCAAAAACGUCCACCACUGGCGCAGCAGAUACAUCUACAACAACUGAGGCACCCACAAUCACAACAAGUGUUCCUAAAACGUCCACCACAAGUGUUGCAGAAACAUCUACCACAACAGAGACUUCCACUCUUUCAACGACUGCUCCAGAAUCAUCCACCACUAGCACAGCAGAAACAUCUACCACAACCGAGACUUCCACACUUGCAACGACUUCUCCUGAAACAUCCACCACUAGUGCUGCAGAAACUUCUACCACAACUGAGACUUCCACAAUCACAACAACUGCACCAGAAACAUCCAUCACUACCGUUGCAGAUGCGUCUACAACAACUGAGACAUCCACAAUCACAAUAACUGCUCCUGAAACGUCCACCACAAGUGCUGCAGAAACAUCUACCACAACUGAGACUUCCACACUUGCAACGACUGCUCCUGAAACGUCCAUCACUACCGCAGCAGAAACAUCUACCACAACUGAGACUUCCACAGUCGCAACGACUGCUCCUGAAACAUCCACCACUAGCGCAACAGAAGCAUCUACCACAACUGAGUCCUCCACAUUCACUACAACUCCAGCUGAAACGUCCACCACAAGCACAGCAGAUACAUCUACAACAACUGAGGCAUCCACAAUCACAACAAGUGUUCCUAAAACGUCCACCACAAGUGUUGCAGAAACAUCUACCACAACAGAGACUUCCACUCUUUCAACGACUGCUCCAGAAUCAUCCACCACUAGCACAGCAGAAACAUCUACCACAACCGAGACUUCCACACUUGCAACGACUUCUCCUGAAACAUCCACCACUAGUGCUGCAGAAACUUCUACCACAACUGAGACUACCACAGUCACAACAACUGAACCUGAAACAUCCACCACUAGCGCAGUAGAUACAUCUUCAACAACAGAGACUUCCACAAUCACAACAACUGAACCUGAAACAUCCACCACUAGCACAGCAGAAACAUCACCAACAACAGAGACUUCCACAAUCACAACAACUGCACCAGAAACGUCCACCACUGGCACAGCAGAUACAUCUACAACAACUGAGACAUCCACAAUCACAACAAGUGUUCCUAAAACGUCCACCACAAGUGUUGCAGAAACAUCUACCACAACAGAGACUUCCACUCUUGCAACGACUGCUCCAGAAUCAUCCACCACCAGCACAGCAGAAACAUCUACCACAACCGAGACUUCCACACUUGCAACGACUUCUCCUGAAACAUCCACCACUAGCGCAGCAGAUACAUCUUCAACAACUGAGACUUCCACAAUCACAACAACUGAACCUGAAACAUCCACCACUAGCGCAGCAGAUACAUCUUCAACAACAGAGACUUCCACAAUCACAACAACUGAACCUGAAACAUCCACCACUAGCGCAGCAGAUACAUCUUCAACAACUGAGACUUCCACAAUCACAUCGUUUGCUCCUGAAACAUCCAUCACCACUGCAGCAGAAAUGUCUACAGUAACAGAGACUUCCAGACUCACAACUUCUGCUGAAACAUCAACAACAGUAUUUAUAACUUUUGCUGGAACUACUACUGCUGGAAUUUCCACGAUAUCACCACAAACAACAUAUACUGCAGAACCUUUGAUUUCCACUUCAACCACUACUGAAAGCACCAUUGUCAGCACACCAACAACAUCCACAACACCAACAGCUACAACAACACUUCUUUCAACCGUGACAUCAACUCCUGUUGGAACUACUACUGCAGUACCUUCCACAACACCACCACAAACAACAUCUACAGCAGUAACUUCUGUGAUUCCCACUUCAACCACUACUGAAAUCACCACUGUCAGCACAGCAACAACAUCCACAACACCGUCAGCUACAACAACACAUCUUCCAACGGUCACAUCAACUCCUGUUGGAACCACUACUGCAGUACCUUCCACAACAGCACCACAAACAACAUCUACAGCAGUAACUUCUGUGAUUCCCACUUCAACCACUACUGAAAUCACCACUGUCAGCACAGCAACAACAUCCACAACACCGUCAGCUACAACAACACAUCUUCCAACGGUCACAUCAACUCCUGUUGGAACCACUACUGCAGUACCUUCCACAACAGCACCACAAACAACAUCUACAGCAGUAACUUCUGUGGUUCCCACUUCAACCAGUACUGAAAGCACCACUGUCAGCACAGCAACAACAUCCACAACACCGUCAGCUACAACAACACAUCUUUCAACAGUGACAUCAACUCCUGCUGGAACUACUACUGCCGUACCUUCCACAACAGCACCACAAACAACAUCUACAGCAGUAACUUCUGUGGUUCCCACUUCAACCAGUACUGAAAGCACCACUGCCAGCACAGCAACAACAUCCACAACACCGUCAGCUACAACAACACAUCUUUCAACAGUGACAUCAACUCCUGCUGGAACUACUACUGCCGUACCUUCCACAACAGCACCACAAACAACAUCUACAGCAGUAACUUCUGUGAUUCCCACUUCAACCACUACUGAAAGCACCACUGUCAUCACAGCAACAACAUCCACAACACCGUCAGCUACAACAACACAUCUUUCAACCAUGACAUCAACUCCUGUUGGAACUACUACUGCCGUACCUUCCACAACAGCACCACAAACAACAUCUACAGCAGUAACUUCUGUGGUUCCCACUUCAACCAGUACUGAAAGCACCAUUGUCAGCACAGCAACAACAUCCACAACACCAACAGCUACAACAACACAUCUUUCAACAGUGACAUCAACUCCUGCUGGAACUACUACUGCCGUACCUUCCACAACAGCACCACAAACAACAUCUACAGCAGUAACUUCUGUGAUUCCCACUUCAACCAGUACUGAAAGCACCACUGUCAGCACAGCAACAACAUCCACAACACCGUCAGCUACAACAACACAUCUUCCAACGGUCACAUCAACUCCUGUUGGAACUACUACUGCCGUACCUUCCACAACAGCACCACAAAUAACAUCUACAGCAGUAACUUCUGUGAUUCCCACUUCAACCAGUACUGAAAGCACCACUGUCAGCACAGCAACAACAUCCACAACACCGUCAGCUACAACAACACAUCUUUCAACAGUCACAUCAACUCCUGCUGGAACUACUACUGCAGGACCUUCCACAACAGCACCACAAACAACAUCUACAGCAGUAACUUCUGUGGUUCCCACUUCAACCACUACUGAAAGCACCACUGUCAGCACAGCAACAACAUCCACAACACCGUCAGCUACAACAACACAUCUUUCAACAGUCACAUCAACUCCUGCUGGAACUACUACUGCAGUACCUUCCACAACAGCACCACAAACAACAUCUACAGCAGUAACUUCUGUGAUUCCCACUUCAACCACUACUGAAAGCACCACUGUCAUCACAGCAACAACAUCCACAACACCGUCAGCUACAACAACACAUCUUUCAACCAUGACAUCAACUCCUGUUGGAACUACUACUGCCGUACCUUCCACAACAGCACCACAAACAACAUCUACAGCAGUAACUUCUGUGGUUCCCACUUCAACCAGUACUGAAAGCACCACUGUCAGCACAGCAACAACAUCCACAACACCGUCAGCUACAACAACACAUCUUUCAACAGUGACAUCAACUCCUGCUGGAACUACUACUGCCGUACCUUCCACAACAGCACCACAAACAACAUCUACAGCAGUAACUUCUGUGGUUCCCACUUCAACCAGUACUGAAAGCACCACUGUCAGCACAGCAACAACAUCCACAACACCGUCAGCUACAACAACACAUCUUGCAACAGUCACAUCAACUCCUGUUGGAACUACUACUGCCGUACCUUCCACAACAGCACCACAAAUAACAUCUACAGCAGUAACUUCUGUGAUUCCCACUUCAACCAGUACUGAAAGCACCACUGUCAGCACAGCAACAACAUCCACAACACCGUCAGCUACAACAACACAUCUUGCAACAGUCACAUCAACUCCUGUUGGAACUACUACUGCAGGACCUUCCACAACAGCACCACAAACAACAUCUACAGCAGUAACUUCUGUGAUUCCCACUUCAACCACUACUGAAAGCACCACUGUCAGCACAGCAACAACAUCCACAACACCAACAGCUACAACAACAGGGCCCUCAGCUACAAGGACAAUACCUGAACUUGUGUAUCUAACAGAUCUGGUGUUCCGCUCUUUAGAUAGCUUUACAGAUGAACUCAGUAAUCAAAAUUCACAGAUCUUCAAGGACAGGGCUCAGCUUGUCAUAUCUCAGCUUAAUCGUAUCUACAAAGCAAAAUUUCCUUCCUCCUUUAUCAGAGCGAAUGUCUUAAGUUUCCGUUCUGGGUCAGUCAUCACAGAAACCCAACUAGCUUUUAACUCCACACAAGCUGUUCCAACCGUUCAAGAGAUUUCAGACACUCUCUUUACAGCAGUGAUAAAAGGAGAUGUCAAUCCAUUGAACAUAACUCCUUAUUCAAUUUCAGUCAAUGGUUCAAUGAUAAACGUGACUACUUCAACUACAGCAUCAACAACAACAACAACAACAGCUACAACAACAACAACAACCACACCGACAACAACAACAAAACCCUUGACAUCUACAACUAAAGUGCCUUCACCUACAACUACACAAUUUGUACCUGUGUACAUAACAGAUCUGGUGUUCCGCUCUUUAGACAUAUUUAUAAUUGAUCUCAGUAAUCAAAGCUCUCAGGCCUUCAAGUCAAGAUCUGAGCUUGUCAGAUCUCAGCUUGAAACCAUCUUCAGACCAAAAUAUCCUUCCUUCAUCAGAGUGAAUGUCUUAAGUUUCCGUUCUGGGUCAGUCAUCACAGAAACCCAACUAGCUUUUAACUCCACACAAGCUGUUCCAACCGUUCAAGAGAUUUCAGACACUCUCUUUACAGCAGUGAUAAAAGGAGAUGUCAAUCCAUUGAACAUAACUCCUUAUUCAAUUUCAGUCAAUGGUUCAAUUAUAAACGUGACUACUUCAACUACAGCAUCAACAACAACAACAACCACACCGAAAACAACAACAAAACCCUUGACAUCUACAACUAAAGUGCCUUCACCUACAACUACACAAUUUGUACCUGUGUACAUAACAGCUCUGGUGUUCCGCUCUUUAGACAUAUUUAUAAUUGAUCUCAGUAAUCAAAGCUCUCAGGCCUUCAAGUCAAGAUCUGAGCUUGUCAGAUCUCAGCUUGAAACCAUCUACAGACCAAAAUAUCCUUCCUUCAUCAGAGUGAAUGUCUUAAGUUUCCGUUCUGGGUCAGUCAUCACAGAAACCCAACUAGCUUUUAACUCCACACAAGCUGUUCCAACCGUUCAAGAGAUUUCAGACACUCUCUUUACAGCAGUGAUAAAAGGAGAUGUCAAUCCAUUGAACAUAACUCCUUAUUCAAUUUCAGUCAAUGGUUCAAUUAUAAAUGUGACUACUUCAACUACAGCAUCAACAACAACAACAACAGCUACAACAACAACAACAACCACACCGAAAACAACAACAAAACCCUUGACAUCUACAACGAAAGUGCCUGCAACUACAACUACACAAUUUGUACCCGUGUACAUAACAGCUCUGGUGUUCCGCUCUUUUGACAUAUUUAUAAUUGAUCUCAGUAAUCAAAGCUCUCAGGCCUUCAAGUCAAGAUCUGAGCUUGUCAGAUCUCAGCUUGAACCCAUCUACAGAGCAAGAUAUCCUUCCUUCAUCAGAGUGAUUGUCUUAAGUUUCCGUCCUGGGUCAGUCAUCACAGAAACCCAACUAGUUUUUAACUCCACACAAACUCUUCCAACCGUUCAAGAGAUUUCAGAGUCCCUCCUGUCAGCAGUGGUAACAGGAGGUGUUGAUCCACUGAACAUAAUCCCUUCAACGGUUUCAGUCAAUGGUUCAGUUAUAAAUAUGACUGUAGCUGCAACUACAACAACAACUGUAGCUACAACUUCAGCUUCAAGUGGAUUGAAGAUUCAAUCCAGCCUAUUCCAAGCAACAUGGCUCAUUAUUAUGGCAAAAAUAUUACAACUUUUCCUAUAGAUCCCUUAACAAUGAAUGUGAGUUGCGAGAAAUGAAAGGCAUGUACAAGGCACAGAUUAUAUUAGCAAAUUAUAUUGUUUUUGUAUGUGUGUUUGUGUAUUGUGUUAUUUAGUAUUAUAGCACACUCUCAACAUUGAUUCUAAGAAGCACAAUUUGUAAUUAGAAAAAAAUAAUAUAUAUGUAUUUAUUUAUCAGCAGGUUGUAGUAAUCAAUCAAAUAAGGACAAUUCCUAUUUCCUCAGUAUUUUAAAUGUAAUGCUUUUGUUCACUUGUCUGCAGGUUAAAGACUAUUUAUACUGUAAUUUUAUUUUGCCUAGGUAACAUUCCAAGAUCUUAUUUUAUCUUAUAAUCAAAUAUUUAUUAAGUUCACAUCAUCCAAAAUUGUAUAAUUGUUUGUAGUAUUUGCAUGUAUUUAAAAUGUAAGGGUUUUAUAUUAAUUGAAUUAAAUAAAGUCUUAAUGCAAAUUUAACUUGCAUAGGUCUAAUUCUUUCUUUGCAAACUCUUUAUAGUCUAAUUAU
This is a messenger RNA of Carassius gibelio (silver crucian carp), 11061 nucleotides long. RefSeq names its product mucin-2-like. The record is from RefSeq and is a predicted model, not a curated record. Lineage: Eukaryota; Metazoa; Chordata; Actinopteri; Cypriniformes; Cyprinidae. The transcript is spliced from 13 exons. Bases 18 to 10544 code for a protein of 3508 amino acids.